Molecule: messenger RNA, 2890 nt
Organism: Topomyia yanbarensis
Lineage: Eukaryota; Metazoa; Arthropoda; Insecta; Diptera; Culicidae
Product: U8-agatoxin-Ao1a-like
Exons: 3
Coding region: 408-767 (119 amino acids)
Cellular component (GO): extracellular region
Molecular function (GO): ion channel inhibitor activity
Source: RefSeq, a predicted model, not a curated record
UCAGUUCAUCAUUUUCCUAUCGGUUACUGUUGCUCGCGGUUGACUAAAGGAAAACCGGAUAGCUAAGAGAGAGAGAGAGAAGGAGACUGAGAUAGAGACAUCCGGUUGAUGGUGUGAUCACACAGUGGGAGCACAUCCGCCGCUUGACUCUGGUGCUCCGUUGGUUGCGUGGGACUGGUGUCGUGUGCUCUGCUCGAAGACAUGAUGCUGUGCUAAUUGAAGUGAAGGAAGAUUAAUACGCGAAAUAAACCGGAAGAGUCGCUUAUGAAUUUGUUGCUUUAUCGCAUCGGUAACAAAAAUAGGAAUUUUCUUUUCGUCAAUAAAUAGCUGCAUCUGGAAACCGGAAGUGAUAAGGAUCAAGGAGUGAAAGUGUUUCCUGCUGGACCGUGCAAAAUAAAUGAGUCAAAAUGAAUAAGAUUUUUUUGGGAAGACUGUUGAUAUGCCUGUUGGUCAUGUUUGUGGCUAGUGUUCACAGCGCUAGCAACUAUUUCUACGACUCGGAGGAGCGCUACCCCAAUCUGCUGGACGAUGAAGCUGAUGAUACGGGUAAAAGUUUAUCAGACGACAGCUUACUUGACAAUGUUCUGCCACAAGGUGCUUCCAAGCGCUCCUCGCUAAUCCAGGUCUACCGGCGGGCCUGCAUCCGACGCGGCGGUAACUGUGAUCAUCGACCGAAUGACUGCUGCUACAACAGUUCCUGCCGGUGCAAUCUGUGGGGUUCGAACUGUCGCUGUCAACGGAUGGGUCUGUUCCAGAAGUGGGGCUAAAUGAUGUGGGGAUGGCCCUGAAUGGAACAUCUGGUCCCGUUGGUAGUCCUGCUGAUAGCACUGGUGCUGCACGCAGGACCAGCAACGUUGGACACUAGUGAUGACGACACAUUAAAAAACGCUCUCGUACAACGGUUAACGAUUUAUGGUUUAACGUUUGGAUUUUUAUUCGAUUCGGCGAGUAUCGAGGAACUACGGCAAAGACUUACAUGCGGCAAACUGAAACACAUACACACAAACACCCUCACACAGGUUUAUUACUAACUGAUUUAUGGUGAAAUCUGGUUCAUGCGCUUUUAAAAAUCUAAAUCGAAGUGAAACGAAUUCAUGGAACUAAUUAUGUACUUCAAUGUUGACGACAGCAGAGAUGGGAGUAGAUUUAAUGGACUGGAAAUAUGGAAUGAAUACAAGUUUUUACAAAACCAAAAAUAAUGAUAAUGAUAAUAAUGAUAAUGAUAUAAAUGAUAAUAAUUAUAUACAGAGAGAAAAUAUUGUCUGAGUUAUUCAGAUUUAUUGUUUUACUGUUAUUAGAGCCAUGAGUUAUGUGAAAACAUAGUGCAAGCCGAGGAGAAAUUAUUAUCUAAACCAACCUAGAGCAGCUAACUGAAGGAUGCACUUCAAGUCACAAAGAAAGAAUCAGCAUUACUUAGUAACCGGCAACUUAUCAUCAACUACACGUAUAAAUAAGGCCCCACGAUGUUGAGAAGCUAAGCACUUCAACUUUGUGAAACGAUGUUAAAUGUUACUUUCAUAUGUCCAGUGGAUUUUGAUACGACUAAUUUAUUCGCUGUUUGUGUAAUGGAAACAGUUGAAAAUAAAAAAAAACUAAAAAAAAACAAACUGAAAACGAAUCAGUCGUAGUUCUAGGCAUAACUCUAGCAGUAGAGGAAAAGUGACCGGAGCACGGUUCCCCUCGGAGCAUCGGACAGUCCAUCGUCCACCAUAACCAACCGUUUCCCAGCCUCUUAGAACGAAUGUGUUAGAGCCGAGUGAGAAAAGUUCUCUGCAAGCACUUUUCCCGUAUACUUAAUUAUAAAUUUUAAAUUAACACAAAUAUAAAAUAAGCUUAAGCACAUUUAUCAGACUUCCUCUCCGAUGUUCUUAAACAUGUGUAGUUAUACGAUUUAUCUCCCAUUUUCCAACAUCUCUGUAACCACCCACUUCAAGACGUGUAGUAAAACAUGUACAGCAUAAAGCAAACACAACAAGAACUUAUCAGUCUGCUGGAACCAUAAGAAACCCAAUAUUGGCAUUUCAACAGAUCAACACCCCCUCCCUAUCAGCAAAACGGUCCUUUGUAUGAUCCACCCUGAUGCUGCCUGCACGUCUUAAACCGGCUGUUCUCCUGCUGGCAAACUUCUCAUACCAUAUAGCGCUUUCUUCACUUUCCGUACGACCUUUUUUUAUGUACCAAGUAUAAAACGAAUAGAAAACCAUCCCUCGUCGAAAUGGAAAACAACACGACACAGCGUUGAUCUUCGACCUUCAGUAAAUCAUAAAUCACUAGAGUUCACACGUCACCGCUUAUAUCUAGACUGUCACAGUCGCUACUUUCCCCGUUCAUUAUCCCCAAUCCAGUGCGCAGGCCGGGGCGAUUAUGAGCUCCGUUUUUUCCCUCAGUUACCCCAUCGAAUGGCUGGCUCCCUGUCGAGGGAGCCCGUAUCGCCGCGGGGGCGACACAAGAAAAUAACUUUUCACUGUCACUGUUAAUAGGAAAUGGGUACACAAAUUGCAGACAAAUGACAAAAGUUUUCCGCAAUGCUUUGUUGACUUCCAUUUGAGUCAUUCGUUUAGUUCACUCUCCAGGUCGGGUGGUAGAGGAGGCAGCUUGCAUGCUUUCGGGCCAGACGCGGUGUCAAUUUCCACAAAGUGCACGUAGUAUUGAAUGGUUGCAGAAGUUCUUGGCCUUCGGUUUCUAUACUGGUUGUAUUACCUACCAUUAUUGCAGUUAACAGCCGCCCUUUGUAAAUGUGUAUAAAGUGUAAAGAUUACCAAAGCAACCGAGAGAGAAAGUAACACGCAAAGGAAGAGAUAACAGAACAAGUAAAUAAAUGAAAUUAUAGUAAAAAUAAAACUAGAAGCAACUGGCUCGCGCCUGGUUUUAAUUUCUCAUCUUGAAGGUC